This is a messenger RNA of Hymenoscyphus albidus, 2385 nucleotides long. The record is from the annotation of a GenBank genome assembly. Lineage: Eukaryota; Fungi; Ascomycota; Leotiomycetes; Helotiales; Helotiaceae.
CUAAGGGGUGGGUCCGCUGCAAUUGGACCGGCAUCACAUCGUAAAAUCUUACAUGAUGUUAGAUAGAUGUUGGAUAAUUGUUGGCGGCACAGUCGCCCAGGAUUUUAACCUCGCUUCCUUCUGCUUUCAACUACGUGCCGCAACCAUGGCUUUUCCAAUAUGGACUACCUUCUUUCUACUACCAACUACAUAUCUUGUGUGGGUUAUCCAUCGUCUGACCAACAAUUACACUGUUGCACGGCGUGUUGGCAUCCCAGUGGUUGUAAUCCCCGUAAAUCCUGAAAGUCCAUUAUGGAUGCUCUUGAGCGAUUACAUAGGCCCCUCGAUUGAUCGUAUACUGAGCUGGCUUCCCUUUGGUUCUGGCUAUUUCACUCGCUAUGCUCACCGCGGAUGGGACGUUCACGACAGAGCGAAAUCUUUCCUGGAACUUGGCGAUGCAUUUAUUUUGGUGACCACAGGGAAAAACUGGUUGUAUAUUUGCAAUGCCGAAACCCUUACAGAAAUUCUUCAGCGGAGAAAGGAAUUUGAGAGACCGCUGGAGAUCAUGGGUACGCUUAAUCAGCCCUCGUGAUAUGUAUCUGGCUGACUCUGAGUGAAGCUGUCCUAGACGUUUUUGGUCCCAAUCUCUCUACGGUAUGUAUAUCAACUAGUUCUUCGGUCGCCAGAUAGCUUAUAAUCAAAUUAUUAGGUCGAGGGAAAAGACUGGCAAAGACAUCGAAAAGCUACGGGUCCCCUUUGGCGAGCCGAAUAUGGGCAUCGUCUGGACGGAAUGUAUUCGCCAGGCGCAGGAAAUGCUGGAGUUCUGGAAUAAUUGUCCAGAUAUUCGACAAACUGGUAAAGAUGUGCGAAGAUUCUCCCUCCAUGUCUUAUCGUCAACUGGCUGUGGGAAAUCGUAUUCUUUUGACCGCUCUACCAACCUCGAAUUACCCAAGGGAGGCUCAUUGAAUUACAAGGACUCCCUAUCACUCAUACUGGAAAACGCCAUUCUAGUUAUGCUUCUGGGUCCGAAAUUUCUUACAGGCAACAUGCAGCGGUUUCUGCCAAAAGCACUGGCGUCUGGUUGGUCAGGCGACGAGUACAUUCAAGACUCACAUUGCAGAGACCAUCAAGGAAGAAAUAGCACUGAUGGCAAAAGGAAAAGAAAAUUUGGGCAAUUUUAUCAGUGCCAUGGUACGAGCGUCUGAAGAGGCAACCAGAGUAGUCGACGAUAGUACUGGAGGUCACUUCCACGGACUUCGAGAGGACGAGGUCUUUGGCAAUAUCUUCGUCUUCAACUUCGCAGGUCAUGAUUCGAUCGCCAUUACUUUGACAUAUGUUAUCACCCAUCUUGCUGCUCAUCCUGAGAUACAAGACUGGCUUGCGGCUGAGAUUCAGUACAUACGUAAGGACCAGGGAGCCACGAGCUACCGAGAUGCCUUCCCAAGGCUCAAGCGAUGUACUGCGGUUGUUGUAAGUUAUUUGUUUUUUUUAAGAAUCUGUUACCGAACACGGAGUUUUGCCCUGCUUAGACUUAUAAUUCAUUGUAGUAUGAAACCCUUCGUACCUCGACACCUUUCCCUGCUAUGGUCAAGAAUACUGGUACCCAGCCACGCUCCCUAAAAGUUGGUGACAAUACACUUCAACUUCCUUCUGGCAUGAAUAUCAUCACCACGUUUCCAUCUAUGCACUCGCACCCACGCUAUUGGGGAGAUGAUGCGGAUAUUUGGCGUCCAGAACGCUGGAUCGAGACCACAGAUACAGCUUCGGCAGGAGACUCUAUUUUCGCUGACGAGUUUCUAUAUACCCCACACAAAGGUGCCUUCAUGCCCUGGUCUGAAGGCGAUCGCGCAUGUCCAGGAAAGAAAUUCGCUCAAGUGGAACUCACAGGAGCAGUAAGUGUAUUGUUUGAGAAUUAUAGGGUUGAGCCUAUACCGGAGGCCGGAGAAUCAAUGGAAAACGCCAGAGAAAGAACUAAGCAAAUGAUUGAGGAUAGUGGGAUGGUACUUCUGAUUGAGAUGUUACAUCCUGAGAAGGUAGGUUUGCGUUGGGUGAAGCGGGAGGCGAAGAUUUGAGGGGCAGAAAUUGCAGAUGGGAUUCAGAUUUAUGGUUCUACAAGUCAAGGAAUCCUGUACGGUAUUCCUUCAAAUAUCAUCUAGGUACGAAGCGAUUACAAGCGGGGUCCACUUUGGUUCCUGGUUGUAUCAAAGGUUUUAUGCUCCUAGCAAUGCUGGCUAAUAAAUUGAUUACCCGAACUAAAACUCUCGGUUUUACCUGGUUUUCAAAACUUGCCUUGCCAUUCAUGGCUUAUAUCUGUGUGCAUGAUAUCAAAUAUAGGCCUAAAGUUUGGAUACAGAAAAGUGGUGUUCCAUCUCUCAGAUGCCAAUUUAUAGCUAACAUGAACAUAGU